Messenger RNA from Osmerus eperlanus (European smelt), 3281 nucleotides. RefSeq names its product carnitine O-octanoyltransferase (gene crot). Gene Ontology annotation, biological process: regulation of transcription by RNA polymerase II. The coding region runs from base 404 to 2242 and encodes 612 amino acids. The record is from RefSeq and is a predicted model, not a curated record. Gene Ontology annotation, cellular component: nucleus; peroxisome. The transcript has 18 exons. Lineage: Eukaryota; Metazoa; Chordata; Actinopteri; Osmeriformes; Osmeridae. Gene Ontology annotation, molecular function: carnitine O-octanoyltransferase activity; RNA polymerase II cis-regulatory region sequence-specific DNA binding; DNA-binding transcription factor activity, RNA polymerase II-specific.
CGGCAGAGAUGUCUGCCCACUCGUCAUGAAGAGCUUGAAGAGGAUUCAGAGGAGAUGGUGAAUGAUGACUCUGAUUUUGAUCCAGAUGAGGAGAGUGUUCCCAGUAAACGAACAAGGAAAGGAAGGGGUAGAGGGAAACUAAGGUAGAUGCCCAGUCGAUGUGCAGACAGGGGCAGCGGAUGCAGUAAAGACCAGGCUGUUCAAUAUUGUACGCAUGCGUACUGUCAUGUGUUCCGGUUUUGGAAGUUGGCCCACUGGAGGAAAGGUGACGAGUGGUGCAGUCAGUCACUCAACAACAUCGGACAGGCACCAAGCAAGGAUCCAUACAUCUGUGAGUGUCGAGCUACAACUACAGUGCAUAGUCGACUGAGCAUAUACGAUCUGUACUUUAUAACGCUACGAAAUGGCUAACCAAGUCUCCGGGUCCCCCGCUGAGCGGACGUUUCAGUAUCAGAGCGGUCUACCUUCCUUACCUGUCCCGACCCUUGAAGACAGCCUCGCUAAGUACCUGGAUGCAGUUCGUCCGUUUGCGUCUCCAGAGGAGUACCAGACCACAGCGGGCAUCGUGGGGAGGUUUGGGGAGGGGAUUGGCAAGGAGCUGCACCAGAAGCUGCUGCUGAGAGCCAAGAUGAAGAGAAACUGGUUGGAGGAGUGGUGGUUGGACUCUGCAUAUCUGGAGCUGAGAAUGCCCUCCCAGCUGAACGUGAACUUCGGAGGCCCGGCCCCGUACCUGGAGCACUGCUGGCCCCCUGCGGAGGGAGCCCAGCUGCACAGGACCAGCAUCACCUUAUGGCACACUCUACAAUACUGGAACUUGAUCCGGACAGAGAGGCUGCCGACCCAGAGAGCUGCGAAUGUUCCUUAUGAUAUGGACCAAUUCAGAAUGCUGUUCUGUACCUGCAAAGUUCCCGGCGUAGUCAAAGACACCAUCUUAAACUACUUUAAGACCGAGAGUGAAGGGCCGUGUCCCUCCCACGUGGUGGUGAUGUGUCGAGGACGCAUCUUCACGUUCGACGCUCUGUGUGACGGACAGAUGCUCACCCCCCCUGAGAUACUCCGCCAGCUCAGCCAUGUGAAGCAGUGUUGUGAGGGAGAGGGAGAUGGAGACGGAGUUUCCGCUCUCACCUCAGAGGAGCGGACGAGCUGGGCCAGGACCCGGGAGUAUCUGAUUGGUUUAGACCCAGUCAAUAAGACCAUCCUGGAGACCAUCCAGAGCAGCCUGUUUGUGAUCUCUCUGGAUGAUGCCAAACCCUACCCAACUGCGGAAAACUAUACACCGCUGACCCUGCAGACCCUAACUGGUGACCCUGCUAGUCGCUGGGGAGACAAGUCCUACAACCUGCUGUGCUUUGCUGACGGGACCUUUGGAUCCCACUGUGACCACGCUCCAUUUGACGCCAUGGUGCUGGUGACUCACUGUUACCACCUGGAUCAGCAGAUCAAAGCUACAGACGGCAGCUGGAAGGGCACAGCGCAGGUGAGGCUCAUGACCCUUCCAGAGGAGCUGGUGUUCACUGUGGACGACAGAGUCAGGAGGGACAUCAAGCACGCCAAACAGCAAUACCUGGAAACUGCAGCCCAGCUGCAGGUGGUGUGCUGUGCCUUCACCUCGUUUGGAAAGGCAGCCAUCAAGCAGAGGAAGCUCCACCCAGACACCUUCGUGCAGCUGGCCCUGCAGUUAGCCUACUACAAGCUGCAUGGCAGACCAGGAAGUUGUUACGAAACAGCAACGACUCGUAGGUUCUACCAUGGAAGAACAGAGACCAUGCGUCCCUGUACCCUGGAGGCACAGCAGUGGUGUCGGGCCAUGCUGGACCCUGCUGUGACUGAUAGUGCCAGAAGGAGAGCGCUGGGGUUGGCCUUCAACAAGCACAACAGCCUGAUGGCUGACGCCCAGAAUGGAAAAGGCUUUGACAGGCAUCUCCUGGGUCUGUGUCUGAUCGCCAGGGAAGAGGGACUCCCUACUCCGGACCUCUUCACAGACCCCCUUUAUGCAAAGAGUGGUGGGGGAGGAAACUUUGUGCUGUCCACCAGCCUGGUGGGCUACACCACGGUCAUGGGGGCUGUUGCUCCCAUGGUGCACCAGGGCUACGGCUUCUUCUACCAGAUACGAGACGACAGGAUUCUGGCUUCCUGUACGGCGUGGAAGUCCUUCCCAGAGACGGACGCUGAGACGAUGUUCCACACUGUGUGUGUCUCCAUGCAUGAGAUCCUGCAGCUGGCCACCACCGCCCAGCUGUGAUGCCACCACCCUCGUCACCACCCUUAACCCAGUGUCAACACAAGCCAACACUUGUGUUCCUACCUCCCCAGAGACAUACAUUCUUACAUACAAACAUGUAAGAAUGUAUACAAACAGUCCUUAGCUGAACGCUAGUUUUAGUUUGGCUAUUACAUUUGUUUGUACACUGCACUCAAUGAGGCAAAGAUUAUAUAGAGCUGUUGAAUAUUUUUCUACACCAUUUUUUCCACUUAAUUACCACACUGAUUUGUCACAUUUACCAAGUGAUUUUUGGUAAGGUUCUCCUGUUUUUUUUAGGUGACAUUCUGUCAAAAUGUAUGAUAUUUAGAUAUGUUCCUUUUAAAAGAUGUAGCUGUUGAAAUGUGUUGUAUUUAUGUAUCCUUAAAAACAAUGUAGCAAUCAGCAAACAAACCAUGUGUGUGUGGAGCCUGCUGCUGGAGGCUGAGAGGAGGACAGCAGCUCUUGUAACUAGUAGCACUUUAGUAACUUCCUGAUGAGGCCUUAGAUUAAGGUUUAUUAAAUGAGACAUCGUGACAGUAGGAAUAAUGCAGCUGUGUAUAAACGAUCUGUCUCUACGGUAGAUCAAGGAAAGGUCUUGACCAUAAUCGAUCUGGUAACUGAUUGUAUCUUUUCUUGAGCUUUGUAUGGACAUUAGCCAGUCUCUUUUGAUCAAGUUUAAUCACAACUGUAAAAUACAAUACAGUAUAGUACUGUUUUAUAGUACUGAUUUGGUAUUCUGAUCUGGCAUAGGAAACUCUUCAGGUUGAAAAGCUUUUGAAAGGGCCUCCUUGAGUUCACCUGUCUAAUUCCCUCAACCAGGCCUAUAGAAGCCUUUGAGAAAUUUAGCGUGAUUUGACUGGAUUAUGAUGAACAGAAUCUGCACUUACAUCAGUCAAAUGGAAAUAAAUAUCAAUUUUGAUUGUGUUUGAAGUCACUGUACUCGCUGUGCUGUAGGGCUACUUUUUACUGUGAGUGACCGCUGAAUGUUUAGGUGCCGUGAAUCUGAGGCGUGAUUAAAGACAUGAGGACACAUGACACU